Messenger RNA from Zonotrichia leucophrys gambelii, 586 nucleotides. RefSeq names its product thioredoxin domain containing 17 (gene TXNDC17). Gene Ontology annotation, cellular component: cytosol. Lineage: Eukaryota; Metazoa; Chordata; Aves; Passeriformes; Passerellidae. The transcript has 4 exons. The coding region runs from base 1 to 369 and encodes 122 amino acids. Gene Ontology annotation, molecular function: protein-disulfide reductase [NAD(P)H] activity. The record is from RefSeq and is a predicted model, not a curated record.
AUGGGCUGGGAGGAGAGGCAGAUCCGCGGGUACCCCGAGUUCGUGCGGACGGCGCAGAGCUACCACGGCCGGCCCAUCUUCGCGCUCUUCUGCGGCGAUAAGGACGCCGAGGGCAGGAGCUGGUGUCCCGACUGCGUGACGGCUGAGCCAAUUGUGAGGAAGGAACUUCAUAACCUGCCUGAUGAGUCAGUUUUCAUCUACUGUCUAGUUGGAGAUAGAGCCUACUGGAAGGAUCCCAACAAUGAAUUCAGGAGGAAUCUGAAACUAACAGGAGUGCCUACACUACUUAAAUAUGGCACACCUCAGAAGCUGGUUGAAGAAGAAUGUUUUAAAUCGGAGCUUGUGCGUAUGUUGUUUACUGAAGACUAAAGGCCUCACUAGUCAAUCACUGAUGAAGAUGGUAGUCUCAACUACUGCACUGUCCUUUCAAGGAAUCACUGACCUUUGUUAAAACUUUAAUGAUUAAUUACUUUGGACUACUUAAGAUAAAUGUCCUGAAAUUCUGGGUCCAAACCUUACACUAAAAUCUUACAAGAAAAACGGUAUCUUUCCUUUCAUGUCCAAAUAAAAUUGAGUUUGUGAACAA